GGACCCGCCGGAAGCAGGCGCGGGGCCGCCGGAAGGAGCCUGCUGCACGAGGUCCUGAGACUGAGCGGCUCGCAGUUGGAGUUGCUUGUCUUCGUUCGCCGCGAUGCCCAAGGCUAAGGGCAAGACCCGGAGGCAGAAGUUCGGUUACAACGUCAAUCGGAAGCGGCUGAACCGGAAUGCUCGACGGAAGGCAGCGCCACGGAUCGAGUGCGCCCACAUCCGACAUGCCUGGGACCACUCUAAGUCGGUGCGGCAGAACUUGGCCGAGAUGGGACUGGCCAUGGACCCCAACAAGGCUGUGCCGCUCCAUAAAAGAAAGGCGAAUUCCAUGGAGAUGGAUGUGGAGAGACCGAAGGAGCUUGUGCGGAAACCCUAUGUGCUGAAUGAUCUGGAGACAGAAGCUAGCAUUCCAGAAAAGAAAGGAAAUACCUUGUCACGGGACCUUAUUGACUACGUCCGCUACAUGGUGGAGAACCACGGGGAAGACUAUAAGGCCAUGGCCCGGGAUGAGAAGAAUUACUAUCAAGAUACCCCAAAACAGAUUCGGAAUAAGAUCAAUGUCUAUAAACGUUUUUACCCAACAGAAUGGCAAGCUUUCACCGAUUCUUUGCAGAAGAAUAAGAUGGAGGUUGAGUGACUGGUUUGCACCUGCCCCAGGCUGAGGCCGCCUCUUGGACCAGAAGAGCUGGCACUACGGUUUAAGGCCAGGAGGGGUCUGUGGCUACAGAUGAGGCUAGCCAUACCCCAUGGAAUCAAAAGUUUACACACACAUCUCCAUCUCUAGGCAGGGCGAGGGGGCAGCUAAUGCUGAGGGAAGUCUCCCAGAGGCUCUCAUCUAAAUUAUUCUGGAGGCUCAGGGAAAAGGCAGAAACUGCUAUGUGUGGAAAAGGUGUUUGGUUUGUAUGAAUACUGUCUGUACAUAAAACGAGGCUAUUUUACUUCCCUAA
Choloepus didactylus (southern two-toed sloth) is the source of this 947-nucleotide messenger RNA. RefSeq names its product NOP16 nucleolar protein (gene NOP16). The coding region runs from base 104 to 637 and encodes 177 amino acids. Gene Ontology annotation, biological process: ribosomal large subunit biogenesis. Lineage: Eukaryota; Metazoa; Chordata; Mammalia; Pilosa; Megalonychidae. The record is from RefSeq and is a predicted model, not a curated record. The transcript has 5 exons. Gene Ontology annotation, cellular component: nucleolus.